AUGCUCUUACACAAGCCCAUAUGUAUCUGUUAUGUUUCUCUCUUUCUCCCUCUUAACGUUCGCAAUCAACGAGUACAAACAAGCCGAGCAUAUCGUCGCCUCGUUCGCUGACUGCCUCUUACUGUUCGGCUGCUUCGUGCCUUUUCGUAUGUUCAGUUCAGUCUCGAAACUCGAAUAGUUCAGAAGCUAUGGAUACGCAAACUCAGCUACAUUGAAAACUCUAACGCAUUUAUAAAAUAAUACAAAAAAAAAUAUUACUAUAAAAAGAGUACAAAAAUAAAAUGAUUUCGGUUUAACGGCCCAAUCUAAAUUGUGAUAUUGGUAGUAUUUUAAAAAGCAACAAUACAAAUUUAAUCAAAUACAGAACGUGUGUGCGUCUUUAGCUCUUUUUGCUUUCGUCUCUGUGUUUUGUAUUUUCCGUCAACGUCAAAUUUGUCGCUCGGAAAAAAAUCGAUAAGUGUGCUGCGAGAAUAGCAAAAAAUAGACUUUCGUGUCGAAUCUCAACAAUAUAAAAUACUUAACAAAUUAACAAGCAGAGCUGGUGGGGAGAACUUGAAUUUUUCAACAAAAAGAGAAAAAUUGUCAAGUUUGAUAGUCCAAGAAGAGAAGCAACAACAACAAGAACAACAACAACAGCAGCAGUUCAAGCAACAACAACAACAGUUCAAACAACAGCAACAAAAUGGCAAAUGUAGCAACGCAAUCGCGGUAUAUUCCACCUUGUAGGCCAACAGCCACAGCAGCAACAGCAACAAUAGCAACAACAACGACAACAACAUUAAUUCCACUGCAGGAUCGGGAUCGAGAUCGCGAUCAGGUGGACAACAGCACGAAUACAACGCAGAUCUUCAAGUCCUGCUUUGUGAACAGAAUGAAUGAUAAAUACCAUCGAGAGGAUGAGCGAUUGAGGACAUUCGAUAGCUGGCGAGUGGCAUUUCUCGAUAAGAAGGAUCUGGCCUUGACGGGCAUGUUCUUCACCAAUCAGGAGGACAAGGUCAAGUGCUAUUUCUGUGAGGUGGAGAUCGGUCGCUGGGAGCGCGAUGAUCAUCCAGUAAAUGAGCAUUUACGCUGGUCUCCCAACUGUCCUCUGUUGCGUCGUCGCACCACGAACAAUGUGCCCAUCAAUCCGGAUGCUCUGGAGCGUAUCCUGCCGCCGAUAAGCUAUGACAUAUGUGGUUCCAACGAUACGUCGACUCUGGAGGUGCGCGAGCACGCCUACUCCGAGGGUCGCCAGAGGAAUGUGCCCACGGGGAUAACAUUCGCGCCAGCAAUGCAGCAGGUGGUGUCCACUGCCCACACGAUGCCCACAAUGCAGACGGGACCAUGCAGUCAGCGUGCUCAGACCCACAACGGUGGCAAUUAUUAUCCCGAGUAUCCCGAAUAUGCCAUCGAGACGGCGCGUCUGCGCAGCUUCGAGGAUUGGCCGCGCAACAUGAAGCAGAAGCCACAGCAGCUCGCCGAGGCGGGUUUCUUCUACACGGGCGUCGGCGAUCGCGUCCGAUGCUUCAGCUGCGGCGGCGGUCUCAAGGAUUGGGACGACAACGACGAGCCGUGGGAGCAGCACGCUCUGUGGCUGAGCCACUGUCGUUUCGUCAAGCUGAUCAAGGGUCAGCUGUAUAUCGAUCAGGUGGCUGCCGCUCAAGCCGCCCAGGAGCAGGAGCAAGUGAAGCCGUCAGCAGCGGCAUCCGGCGAGGAGAAGCAGAACUCAGCCAACACAGAGACAAGUGCAACAGGCAGCAGCAGCAGCAGCACAUCUACAAUCACAUCUCCAGCUUCAGUUACAGCUGCAGCUUCAGUUGCAGUUGCUCCCUUGGCCAUUCCCGCCGAGACUUUGCAGGCUGGGGACGUGGCGCCAACAGCUGCCACACGCAUCUUCGACAAAAUUGUGGCCCAGGGCUGCACAGAAGGCGCCCUGGCCAAGGUAUCGCCUGUAACUACGGCCACGGCCAUUCCAGAGGAGAAGCUCUGCAAGAUCUGCUAUGGCGCCGAGUACAAUACGGCAUUUCUACCGUGCGGCCAUGUGGUGGCCUGCGCCAAAUGUGCCUCCUCCGUAACAAAGUGCCCGCUGUGCCGGAAACCCUUCACCGAUGUCAUGCGUGUAUAUUUUUCUUAAAUGGCAUCAGUUCUAUCCCAAACUCUGUACAUCCAAACGAGGCCAGCGAGGCUGCUCUUGGCCAAUGUAAUAUAGAAUAUCCAACCGCAUCGCCACCACCUGCUCCACAUCCAACCCGACCCCGACCUGGUCCUCGAUCGUAACGGCCAGCUGG
This is a messenger RNA of Drosophila innubila, 2267 nucleotides long. It is a transcript of the gene Diap1, whose product is annotated as death-associated inhibitor of apoptosis 1. NCBI's taxonomy places the organism in Eukaryota, Metazoa, Arthropoda, Insecta, Diptera, Drosophilidae. Gene Ontology annotation, cellular component: nucleus; cytoplasm. The transcript has 2 exons. Gene Ontology annotation, biological process: negative regulation of apoptotic process; regulation of cell cycle; positive regulation of protein ubiquitination. The record is from RefSeq and is a predicted model, not a curated record. Bases 683 to 2113 code for a protein of 476 amino acids. Gene Ontology annotation, molecular function: ubiquitin protein ligase activity; cysteine-type endopeptidase inhibitor activity involved in apoptotic process.